Molecule: messenger RNA, 2951 nt
Organism: Hemicordylus capensis (graceful crag lizard)
Lineage: Eukaryota; Metazoa; Chordata; Lepidosauria; Squamata; Cordylidae
Gene: YWHAE
Product: tyrosine 3-monooxygenase/tryptophan 5-monooxygenase activation protein epsilon
Exons: 9
Coding region: 151-918 (255 amino acids)
Biological process (GO): signal transduction
Cellular component (GO): cytoplasm
Source: RefSeq, a predicted model, not a curated record
GCGCAUGCGCGCACUGCCCGGAUGUAACGGGAGGAGGCGCUGCCGCCAUCUUUGCCCGGAGAGCAGCGAGCUGAUCGUGGCUGAGCCCCCCCGCCGGACCAUCGGUCUCCAUCCGCCCCGCGCAGCCCCCGCCGCCCUCGCCCGCCGGACAUGGACGAUCGGGAAGACCUCGUCUACCAGGCCAAGCUGGCCGAGCAGGCCGAGCGCUACGAUGAAAUGGUUGAGUCGAUGAAAAAGGUGGCCGGAAUGGAUGUGGAGUUGACAGUCGAGGAGAGGAACCUGCUGUCGGUCGCCUACAAAAAUGUGAUUGGGGCGAGAAGAGCUUCUUGGAGAAUAAUCAGCAGCAUCGAACAGAAGGAGGAGAACAAGGGCGGAGAAGACAAACUGAAGAUGAUCCGGGAGUAUCGGCAAAUGGUCGAGACUGAAUUGAAACUAAUCUGUUGUGACAUUCUGGAUGUACUGGACAAACACCUCAUUCCAGCAGCCAACACUGGCGAAUCCAAGGUUUUCUAUUAUAAAAUGAAAGGGGACUACCACCGGUAUCUCGCCGAGUUUGCCACAGGGAACGACAGGAAGGAAGCCGCCGAGAACAGCCUGGUGGCUUACAAAGCGGCCAGCGACAUUGCCAUGACGGAGCUGCCUCCCACACACCCCAUCCGCCUAGGACUCGCCCUCAACUUCUCUGUUUUCUACUAUGAAAUCCUUAAUUCUCCUGACCGUGCCUGCAGGUUGGCGAAAGCGGCUUUUGAUGACGCGAUUGCAGAACUGGAUACGCUGAGCGAAGAAAGCUAUAAGGAUUCGACACUUAUCAUGCAGUUGUUACGUGACAACCUGACACUAUGGACUUCAGACAUGCAGGGUGACGGUGAAGAACAGAGUAAAGAAGCGCUGCAGGAUGUGGAGGACGAGAACCAGUGAGACAUCAAGGCCAAUAAGAGACCCCCAUCUCUGUCCCCCUUCCCCCCCCACCCCACCCACCCCCCUCCCCACCAGCCCCACUGGGAGCCCUCCGACCUGACGUUUGCGAUGGGUCCCGGCAUUUAGGUUCCUACCCUGUUGGUUUUUUUACACGGUUGAAACAGUUCUUUCAAGCAAAGGCAAGAGUGAAUUGUCUGUGGAUUUUACUGGUGCCAGCUUUCAGUUCCUUGUGAGACACUCGCCGGACUGGCUGCAUAGAGGCUUUCUCUGCGUUACUGUGUUGUCGUCUUGUCAGUGUUGGAGGUGACAUCUGGGAGCCAUUAGAAAUCUAGAGGAGACGUGUUGCCCUGUAGGGUAUGUGUGGUGGCGCGCAUAUAUAUAUAUAUUUUCCUUUUUUUUUUUUAAUAAUUGUUUAAACAAUUUUAUACCAGUGUUUAAAAAUUAAUUGGGCGUUUAGCUUGAAGUUUUCAGGUAGCAUUGGAACAGUUCUUGUAGUGGUUUUUUGCUGUAAAAGAAAAAAGAAAAACGCAAGCCCACAAAAUCUCCAACCGUGCUGAGAUGUUGCUGGGACAGAUGGUGCCGGUAGCAGCUCAACAAUCCAUUCUUGCCUUCUCUUUUACUUUCCCUCCAAGCAGGUUAGCAUUGAAGGUGGCGUGGAAAAAAGGAAAAAAAGAAAAUAAAAAGCCUGCAUGUGUGUUCAAUAUUUUUCUCUCCCUCUCCCCCCCCCCCCCGUCCCUCUUCGCUAGCUCAACCUCUUUGGUUCAGUAUGUGUAACUUGAAGCUAAUUUGUACUACUGGAUAUCUGACUGGAGCCACAGAUAACAGGAUCUGUAUUGUUCUUACUGAAACACAGCAUGGAAUUAACAUUAAACUUAAAUAAAAACAACCCUAAAUUAAAAAAACGACAACAAACCGACCGAUGCCAAAUCCUGCUGCUGCUUCUCCUCUCCUCCCCCCCCCCCCAGUAGCUGGCGAGCGAGAGGUUCAAGCAGAACAAGCCAGGUCGUGCCCGCCAAACCCCGAGAGGACUCCUGGGGGACUCCUUUUUUCUCUCACACACACCCCCACACACCCCCUUCCCCCAAGUGAGUGAAGUGUCCCGUGGCUGCUUCGAUCUCCCCGCCCUGCUUUUUGUCUGAACUGUCUCCUUGCCUUUUUUAGCUUCAUCUGGACUUUCCCCUUGGACUGAGCAGCGAGUCUGUUGGAUCAAUAAAAUGCUGUGUAAAGAUGCUGCACCUCAGACUGCUCUCUGCCGACACCCUCUCCGAAGCGGGAAGCGACAGCCGGGGCGGGGGCUAGCCCCAACCAGGCCUCCCCCCCACCCUGCAGCCGAGCGCCGCCUUGCAGAAGGCUCCCUCGGGCAUGGCCGGCGCCCACCUCCAGGGGACCUGACAUUCGGGAGCGGUCUCCAGGAGCCAGGCUCCCCAAGGGCCUCGCUCCGGAGUGGCUCCGGACUCUGCCCAGCAGGCGUGCACUCGCGCCGCCUCGGCAGAGCGAGGGAUUCCGGCGCAGGCGGGGGGCGGCGCUGCUGCUGCUCUUCGCGGAAGGGGCGGGGCCGAGGACGCGCGACGACGGGAGGAGUCGAGCCCGGAAGGGGCGGGGCUUGCGCCGGAAGGCCCGUGGUGCUGUGUCUGAGUGAGGCCUCGUCGCGGCGGAGUCAGAAGACGGCGGCGUCGGGGAGAGCAUCCCAGCAGCGUGAGACCCACCCGGAGCCCUUGGAGAUGGAGCCGCGGGGACCACCGGAGCCGGCCAAGAGGGUUGGGCUGCGACAGGACCAGACUAGCAAAGCCCUCGUGCCGGGAGGUGGCCAGCGAGAAGGCAGGCUGCCGCGUCGCCUCUCCCUCCAGCAACGUCCUGGCUCGCAACCCGCACGGUGCCGCUGUCGAGGGAGCCUCCUGGCCCGUGGACGUUUCAGGCGGCGCUGGGAUUUGGCACAGCCGCCUGGCUUCUGGGCCGGGCUUGUUGGGCCAGUGAGCCAUUGUGGAAGGGCGGGAGAUCAAUUGCACAAAUAAACGGAUGAAUGAAUGAAUCAA